Telopea speciosissima is the source of this 1178-nucleotide messenger RNA. Its product is annotated as binding partner of ACD11 1-like. The transcript is spliced from 6 exons. The record is from RefSeq and is a predicted model, not a curated record. NCBI's taxonomy places the organism in Eukaryota, Viridiplantae, Streptophyta, Magnoliopsida, Proteales, Proteaceae. Gene Ontology annotation, molecular function: RNA binding. The coding region runs from base 148 to 1080 and encodes 310 amino acids.
CAUUUUUUUUUCAGUAAUUGUUAUAUUUUCCAUCAUCUGCAUUCCUAAUUCUUUCAUGGAAAUCUUUCUCUCCUAGUGUUCUCAGAUUUGGUUUCUAAUUUUUCAGAGAUCUAUCAUUUUCUUGCGAAUUCCUUUAACCAAUUUCAAAUGUCGGUCCCAGUGUAUCAAAGUGAUCCGAACAAAGGUUCAGAUCCCCCAUUGACCAUUACAUCGAAUUGGACGAUCAAUGUUUCAGAUACAAGGACAGUGAAAGUCAGCAAUAUUUCAUUGGCUGUAUCAGAGCAGGACAUCAAACAUUUCUUCUCUUUCUCUGGUGAUAUUCAAUAUGUUGAGAUGCAAAGGGAAUCUGAAAGUUCUCAGCUUGCAUAUGUUACAUUCAAGGAUUCGCAGGGAGCAGACACAGCCGUUCUUCUAUCGGGAGCCACCAUCUAUGAUCUUCCUGCCUAUAUAACACCGGUUGAGAAUUACCAGCUGCCCCCUGAAGCUAUUCCAGAGAACAUGAAGCCUUCUAAUGCCAAUUCAGCUGUUAAGAAGGCCGAGGAUGUCGUGACCAGCAUGCUUGCUAUGGGCUUUGUACUGGGGAAGGAUGCCUUCAACAAGGCAAGGGCCUUUGAUGAACGGCAUCACUUGAUGUCGAAUGCCUCUGAUACUGUUGAGUCCCUUGACAGAAGGAUGGGCCUGAGGGAAAAGAUAAGCAUUGGGACUUCUAUGGUCAAUGAGAAGAUGAAGGAGAUGGACGAGCGGUUCCAGGUGUCUGAGAUGACAAGAUCAGCCAUUGGAUUGGCUGAGCAGAAGGCAAGCAGCGCAGGGUCAGCCCUGAUGAACUACCACUACAUCUCAACUGGUGCAUCAUGGGUGUCAAGUGCCUUAAGCAUGGUUGCCAAGGCAGCUGAGGAUUUGAGCCAGACUACCAAGGAGAAGGUUGACAAAGCUGAGGAAGAGAAGAAAGAGACUAUCUAUAGGUAUAGAACAGGGAUUGUUAAUGACUUUGCCUCUCUCCAUCUCAAUGAGCCUUCAACAGGGGAGCCCCCAAUGGUGCCAAUCGAUGCAGCCGAUGAAGGUAAGCUCGGCAUCAUAUGAUUGCUGAGUUCUAUAUUUUUAUAUUUUGAUUUUCAGUUUUUCCCACUUCUUGUAUAUUGUUUUCUUCUGUUGGAUUGAAUUUGAUAGAGUGCUUAGUU